UUGACAUUAAAGUAAAUACGAAAGAUACGUGUCAAUCAAAUUGCAAUAUAUGUAUACACAUUAAUAUUUCUACUUGAAAACUUAAAAAAAAUUAUCGUAGAAUAUAAAAAAUGGUUUUACUAGACAAUAGCUCUUUUAUUGUAGCAUUAGAAAAAUUUGCAAGUGGAUCUAAGUUAAAUGGGUCUUUUACUGUUACUUUUAAAAAAUUUGAUGGACAUAAUAAGCCGAAACCCAGAGAAGGUAGGCCUCCUUUAAAAGAACCUGAUGAAUAUUUGUGCCUUGUAAGAGCACAAUUCAAAUCUAAGAAGGUAUCAACAUUAGUUAGGCCAGAAGAUGUUCCACGAAUGAUGAGUAUAUAUUCUCAAUUUAUGAAAAGUAAUAUGGAUGGUUUGAAACGAAUUAAAAAAGUCAAAACUAAAACAAAAGCAGCAAAAGGCUAAGUUAAAUUAAAAAAAACUUAUAUUUUUAUUGUUUUUCUUUUUUAAUUUUCCUUUAGUAAAAAAAUAAGUUUUUAAGUACACAUUUGUAAACCUAUUUUUGCAAUUUAAAUAUAUAAGAAAAUAUAUCGAUGUAAUUCAAAAAAAAAAAAAAACAAAUAAAAACAAUUUUUUAUUAAACGUA
Condylostylus longicornis is the source of this 621-nucleotide messenger RNA. RefSeq names its product signal recognition particle 14 kDa protein (gene Srp14). Gene Ontology annotation, molecular function: 7S RNA binding; endoplasmic reticulum signal sequence receptor activity. The record is from RefSeq and is a predicted model, not a curated record. The transcript is spliced from 4 exons. Bases 111 to 440 code for a protein of 109 amino acids. Lineage: Eukaryota; Metazoa; Arthropoda; Insecta; Diptera; Dolichopodidae. Gene Ontology annotation, biological process: SRP-dependent cotranslational protein targeting to membrane. Gene Ontology annotation, cellular component: signal recognition particle, endoplasmic reticulum targeting.